AUGAAGCACCACGACGGCGAAAAGCAGCGCCGGGUCUCUGUCGACCCUGGCACCGCCAACCCGGCUCUUGUCCACGAGGCUGCGGCCGCUACCGAAUCCGAGCACAACAUGGGGCUCGUCAAGUCUUUGAAGCUAUACAAGAGAGCCUGCCUCUGGUCUAUCUUCUUGUCCACCUGCAUCAUCAUGGAAGGAUUUGACGUGGUCCUCCUGAACAACCUGUUUGCGUAUCCUCCCUUUCAGAAGAAAUUCGGCGUCUUGCAGCCGGAUGGCACCUACCAGAUCACGGCUUCUUGGCAAUCAGGCCUGUCAAACGGUACCCUCUGUGGUCAGAUCUUUGGACUAUUCGCCACUGGCAUCAUCGCCGAUCGAUUUGGCUACCGCAAGACCUUGAUGGGCGCUCUGGCUGGCUGCAUUGGCUUCAUCUUCAUCGUCUUCUUUGCCGAGAGCCUCGUGCAGCUCAUUAUCGGACAAAUCUUGAUCGGCGUCCCCUGGGGCGUCUUCCAAACCCUGACAACCACUUAUGCUUCCGAGGUCUGCCCCACGCACCUCCGAGCGUACCUCACAACGUACGUGAACCUCUGCUGGGUUUUGGGCCAGUUCAUCGCGUCCGGCGUCCUUCGAGCCAUGGUGGCUCGUGACGACAAGUGGGGAUACAAGAUUCCCUUUGCCUUGCAGUGGUUGUGGCCCGUCCCUCUCAUCAUUGGCAUCUACCUCGCCCCCGAAUCGCCAUGGUGGCUCGUCCGCCAUGGCCGAGUUGAAGAUGCCAAGAGGUCCCUAGCUCGCUUGACGACCCGCAACAGCGGCGUUGACUUCCGCCCCGACGAAACCAUUUCCAUGAUGGUGCACACCGACCGGAUGGAAAAGGAUCUUACCCGCGGCAUCUCCUACCUGGACCUCUUUCGAGGCAGCGUCAACCGUCGCCGAACCGAGGUCGUUUGCGUGACGUGGAUGAUUCAGACUCUCUGCGGCGCCACCUUUAUGGGAUACUCGACAUACUUUUACCAGCAGGCCGGCAUGGACGUCUCCAACUCCUUCAGCAUGUCUCUCGGCCAAUACGCCCUCGGUGCCGUCGGUACCGUUUGCUCGUGGUUCCUGAUGGGCAAGUUUGGUCGGCGAACUCUCUACCUGGCAGGACAGAUCAUCAUGUGUAUUCUUCUUCUUGCGAUUGGCUGCACCGCCUUUGCUGGUCGCCAAAACGUCGCCGCGCAAUGGGCCAUCGGCUCCAUGCUCCUCGUCUACACCUUCACCUACGACGCCACCGUCGGCCCGGUGUGCUACUCACUCGUCGCCGAGCUCACUUCCACCCGACUCCGAACCAAGGCCGUUGUGCUGGCGCGAAACGCCUACAACAUUGUCGGCAUCGUCACCAACGUCAUCACCCCCAACAUGCUCAAUCCGUCGGCAUGGAACUGGGGAGCCAAGGCCGGCUUUUUCUGGGCCGGCACCUGUCUUGCCUGCGCCGUGUGGACAUACUUUCGCCUGCCCGAGCCCAAGGGACGCACGUAUGCCGAGCUCGACAUUCUCUUUGAGAAUGGCAUCAGCGCUCGCAAGUUCAAGUCCACCUCUGUCGAGAGACUCGAUGCGCGAGUGGACGACGCCUCGGACAAGGAGAAGGUUACCGAGCAGGUCAUGGUUGAGCGCAUCGACAGCGGUCAAUAA
Molecule: messenger RNA, 1659 nt
Organism: Ustilaginoidea virens
Lineage: Eukaryota; Fungi; Ascomycota; Sordariomycetes; Hypocreales; Clavicipitaceae
Exons: 1
Coding region: 1-1659 (552 amino acids)
Biological process (GO): transmembrane transport; carbohydrate transport
Cellular component (GO): membrane
Molecular function (GO): carbohydrate:proton symporter activity
Source: RefSeq, a predicted model, not a curated record